Messenger RNA from Vigna unguiculata (cowpea), 2014 nucleotides. Its product is annotated as putative L-gulonolactone oxidase 6. Lineage: Eukaryota; Viridiplantae; Streptophyta; Magnoliopsida; Fabales; Fabaceae. The record is from RefSeq and is a predicted model, not a curated record. Gene Ontology annotation, molecular function: FAD binding; D-arabinono-1,4-lactone oxidase activity. Gene Ontology annotation, cellular component: membrane.
GCUGUUUCUCUCGGUCCUUCUAUCAUUGCACCUCAUUUUUGGAUCUCGGGUGUGUGUGUAUGUUUAUCUCAGAGUUGAACCUAUAAAUAUGUGUUCUCUACUCCACCAGAGGAUCCAAUCAAGUGUUCUUCAGGGAACACAACCUGCACCAUCACAAACUCCUAUGGCAUGUUUCCCGAUCGAAGCAUCUGCCAUGUCUCUCAGGUGCUGUACCCCACAACAGAGCAAGAGCUUCUGUCGAUGGUUGCAUCCGCAGCCAGAAGCAAAACGAAGAUGAAAGUGGCGACCCGUUUUUCGCACAGCAUCCCGAAGCUGGUGUGCCCAGAAGGCGAAAAUGGGGUGCUGAUAAGCACAAGAUACCUGAACAAGAUAGUGAAGGUUGAUGUGGAAGCAAGAACAAUGGUUGUGGAGAGUGGUGUGACAUUGAAGGAUCUUAUCAGUGAGGCUGCAAAAGCAGGGUUAGCCUUGCCAUAUGCACCAUACUGGUGGGGUUUGACCAUUGGAGGGCUCAUGGGAAGUGGUGCACAUGGAAGCACUUUGUGGGGGAAGGGAAGUUCUGUUCAUGAUUAUGUGCUGAACCUUAGGAUUGUUAGGCCUGCUUCUCCUCAAGAAGGUUAUGCUAAGGUUGAGAACCUCGAUCAACAACAUGAAGAUCUCAAUGCAGCCAAAGUCUCACUCGGGGUGCUUGGAGUUAUCUCACAGAUUACUCUAAAACUAGAAGGUAUCUUCAAGCGAUCCAUCACGUAUGUCGCAAAAAAUGAUUCAGAUUUGGGAGAACAAGUUGCUUCUUUUGGUUAUGCUCAUGAGUUUGGUGAUAUAACGUGGUACCCAAGUCAACGUAGGGCUGUGUAUCGUGUUGAUGAUCGUGUGCCAAUUAAUGCAUCGGGCAAUGGUCUUUACGACUUUAUCCCCUUCCGUCCCACUCCUUCUCUUGCAUUGGCAAUCCUAAGAACCACAGAAGAUGUUCAAGAAUCUGCUGGUGAUGCCGAUGGGAAGUGCAUAAAUGCUAAGACCACAACGAAUACACUCAUCACCUCUGCAUAUGGACUUACUAACAAUGGUAUAAUCUUCACCAAAUACCCUGUAAUUGGAUUUCAGAACCGACUUCAGGCAUCUGGGACAUGCUUGGAUAGUCUUAAAGAUGCAAAGAUCACAGCAUGUGCCUGGGAUUCCACGGUGAAGGGAGAGUUUUUUCACCAAACCACAUUCAGCAUUGGCUUGUCAGUUGUGAAAGAUUUCAUUGAAGAUGUGCAGAAGCUGGUUGAAUUGGAGCCAAAGGGGUUGUGUGGCUUAGAGCUUUACAAUGGAAUUCUGAUGCGUUAUGUGAAGGCUUCAAAUGCCUACUUGGGGAAGCAAGAGGAUGCUUUAGACAUUGAUAUCACCUACUAUCGUAGCAAGGACCCUAUGAGUCCUAGGCUCUAUGAAGACAUUGUUGAAGAGAUUGAGCAACUUGGGAUUUUCAAAUAUGGAGGGUUACCUCAUUGGGGUAAGAAUAGGAAUUUGGCGUUUGAAGGAGCCAUCAAGAAGUACAAAAAUGCAGAGAAAUUUUUGAGGGUUAAAGAGAAGUAUGAUUCAGAAGGGCUUUUCUCAAGUACGUGGACAGAUCAAAUGCUUGGGCUAAAAGAUGGGGUGACAAUAGUGAAGGAUGGAUGUGCUUUAGAAGGCUUGUGCAUUUGCUCACAGGAUAGUCAUUGCAAUCCAAGCAGAGGGUACUAUUGCAGAGCAGGAAAAGUUUACAAGGAAGCAAGGGUUUGUACUCAUUUGAAAUCCAAAUGAGACCAAAGUUUACAGAAAAUGAUCCAUUUAUACUGUGUGAUAAGUGAUGAUAUUUAUAGCUGUAAUUUACAUAUACCAAAUGAUUAAUAAACACACUGUGAUGCAUACAAAGUUGAAAGGUUAAGUUAUUUAUUGGUGUACUAGCUAGGACUAGUUAUGUGAAAGGUCAUGUAGUAACUAUUUAGUGAAGGUGAACUAUAAUUUGUGACAGCAAAUACAAGGUUUCAUUUCUUUCCUA